Symbiodinium natans is the source of this 777-nucleotide messenger RNA. The record is from the annotation of a GenBank genome assembly. NCBI's taxonomy places the organism in Eukaryota, Dinophyceae, Suessiales, Symbiodiniaceae.
AUGAUACUCGAUGUCGCCAACGAGGAGUCCACCAGUCCAGGGGCCGGCCCACCGUUGCCGCCUGGAACCAAAGACGCCGACGAAGAAGUAGCGCCCGAGGUCGCCGAGGAGAGGUCCACCAGUCCAGGGGCCGGCCCACCGUCGCCACCUGGAACCAAAGACGCCGGCAAAGGAGUAGCGCUGCCCGGCACGCAUGGGGUCGCCCUGUCCUCGUCAACGGACAUGCCGUCCAAGGCGUCGAGGUCGAUGUGCACCCGAGUCGGUGGAGUGAAUGUGACUGACACCCCAGAGGGCGGCGACGCUGGCUUAGCCUUCACGAUAUCCAACAACUUCGAUGGCAGCAUCUAUGCUGGUGCCGUGGCCGCCGGGGUCGUGGAUGACAAAGCCGUGCUUGCCAAACCGGCUUCGGCCUCCACUGUUGUUCUCAUCAGCUGCUCCGAUGUCGCAGGCGAGGUCGCGUUAAGCUCAGCUAAGGGCACCGCCGCCUCGCGGUCGUCGGCAUCCGCCUUGUCUAUCGCCAAGAUGAUUUUGCUGCGCGCUCCUGGCGUUGAAGCCCUAAAUGCCGCUACGAGGUCGGGCCAACUCAGUCCGGCCAAACUCCGCACCAUCGCCUCUCCGGCUGCUGAGCUCGACAUGGCUGGCAGAUCGAGGUCGAGGUGGGUGCUUAAAGCAAAAGGUGCUCAAAGGUCUCGAGCGAUCAACUGCGGUUGGAUCGCUCGUACAAUGUCACUACGAGCAACGCGUUGCUCUACACAACAUAACUCCAAAAACACAUGA